GUACGCCCCCUUGCUGGACCCUGGGUACUGCAGCCAGGACCAUGUCUGGGGUACAAGGAUGGUGACCAGUCUCCUGGUGUGUGCGGGGUACGAGCACGGGCAGGACGACGCUUGUGACGGAGACUCUGGUGGUCCGCUCAUCUGCCCGUCCCCUGACGGCAGCCGGUGGGAACUGCAGGGAGUCGUGAGCUGGGGUGACCACCCGUGCGGUCAGACAAGCAAACCCACCAUGUACACCCGGGUCACCGCCUUCAAGAGCUGGAUCGAGCAGAACAUCCAGGCAGCCUAGACUCAGCCUAGAGGACACUCAGUAGAAUAAAGUGAAGCGACUUUAAAACUUUGUCCAUGUA
Branchiostoma floridae (Florida lancelet) is the source of this 350-nucleotide messenger RNA. RefSeq names its product glandular kallikrein-3, submandibular-like. NCBI's taxonomy places the organism in Eukaryota, Metazoa, Chordata, Leptocardii, Amphioxiformes, Branchiostomatidae. The record is from RefSeq and is a predicted model, not a curated record. Gene Ontology annotation, molecular function: serine-type endopeptidase activity. Bases 59 to 289 code for a protein of 76 amino acids. The transcript is spliced from 2 exons. Gene Ontology annotation, biological process: proteolysis.